Messenger RNA from Pogona vitticeps (central bearded dragon), 2085 nucleotides. The record is from RefSeq and is a predicted model, not a curated record. Lineage: Eukaryota; Metazoa; Chordata; Lepidosauria; Squamata; Agamidae.
UCUAAACGCUUCCUUCUCCUCCUCCUCCAGGUCCCCGUCGUCGCCGUCGUCUUCCUCCUCCUCCUCCUCCUCGCCGCCGCUGCGCUCGGCAGCAGCCCGGAUUGCUCGCCAAGCUGGCUCCUUGCGCCAUGGUCACCCACAGCAAGUUCCCCAGCGCCGGGAUGAGCCACCCGCUGGACUCCAGCCUGCGCCUCAAGACCUUCAGCUCCAAGAGCGAGUACCAGCUGGUGGUGAACGCGGUGCGCAAGUUGCAGGAGAGCGGCUUCUACUGGAGCACGGUGACGGGGGGCCAAGCCAACCUCUUGCUCAGCGCCGAGCCUACGGGCACGUUCCUCAUCCGGGACAGCUCAGACCAGCGCCACUUCUUCACGCUGAGCGUCAAGACGGAGAGUGGCACCAAAAACCUCCGGAUCCAGUGCGAAGGGGGCAGCUUCUCGCUCCAGAGCGACCCCCACAGCAGCCAGCCUGUGCCCCGCUUUGACUGUGUCCUGAAACUGGUCCAUCACUACAUGCCCUUCCCCGAGCAAUGCCCCGGGGAAGCCUCGCACCCCAGGCGCGCCUACUACAUCUACUCAGGUGGAGAGAAGAUCCCCCUGGUGCUGAACCGCCCUCUUUCCUCCAGUGUGUCCACCUUGCAGCAUUUGUGCCGCAAGACGGUCAACGGGCACUUGGAUUCCUACGAGAAGAUGACCCAGCUCCCUGGGCCCAUCAAAGAAUUCCUUGACCAGUACGAUGCACCUGUGUAAAUGGACCCCCACUUGUUGGGGACAGCAGCCCAUGGCACAAGCACAAGAGCAGAACAGGGGGGAGAGGAGGUUACAGGGCAAGGAGAGAGAGAGAGAGAGGGAGGGAGCGCAAACUUUUUUUCUUUCUGGCUUUUGGAAUAUGAAAGGGGCUGGAGGGGACUGGCAGGUGGAGCAGCUGAGGAGCCUCUGCCCAGUACAGACACUGUCCUGCUGUUGCUUUUGCUGGAUGGUUUUUGCCAAGAGGUGCUUUGGGCAGGAGAACCGAUGCUGCUGGACUGUGAAACAGGCUGCUGCUCCUUGAGAGAAGAAUCAGUGGCCGAUGCUGCGUGGAAGAGAAUGGUUUGCAAACUUCCUGAACCGAAGGACAGUUUACAAAGAGCUUUUGCUCUGCACUGGCCCUACCACACCACCUCUUAUGACCUCUGACCGAAACCAUUCUGCAGACCAUGGUAUAUAUGCACUGGAGUCCAGCUAGUGCCUGAAAAAACGACUUUUCCUCAGUUUUAAGGGGAAACGUUAGAGAAGAAGAAGAAUCUUUACCUCUCUCCAGCUCUUGAAGAGACAGAAUUUCUUCUCACCCCAAGCCUCUUCCUUAGAGGAUGCUGCCACACGUUUAUUCAUGGGACUAAGCCUUAAAGAAGAAUUGCGAAUCCUCCCAUUAUCGUAUGGACUGAUUUAUUACUGCACAUUGCAUGGAGAGAAUUGUCAUUUACUCUCUGUGCUAUUAUGCAAGUGAAGGAGGACUUCUUUUUUUAGAGAUCACAUCCCUGCAUUUGAAACAACAAAAGGGGAUGAUGAAUGAACUAGUCAUUCUUCUUGAAGUUUUAUUCCACCUGAGCUUCUCUGUCCAUAUUGAUAAUCUCUUGCCUUCAUUCUUGGAUUUUCAGCUCCUCAGAGAAUGGUCUCACAUCUACAGCAGAGAUUGUAGAUUUGUUUAGGCCCCAAAUCGCACUGAAUAACUGAAAAUAUAUAUAUAUACAGGAAUGUAGCAACAACGGAAUUACCUGGAACUUUCAAUUAUUAUUAUUUUUCUUUUUUUUGUAAAAGUGUAACCAAACUUUUGUGUGUUCAUCUUAUUUUUACAUAUCAGGGUUUUAGAAAGGCAGAUGAGGUUUUGUUUUUACAAAGAGAAAUGUUUACAAACCUGCCUAAAAAAAAUCAUUCUGUCUUUUAUAAAGAUUCCAUCCUUCAGCCUUGCAGGCUGUUAGACAUGCUUGAAGACUCAACCAAAAAUCAAACUUGGAAGAAAACUUUGCACAUCUAUUUAUAUUUAUAUUCAAUGGAUUUUAAAGACAGCAUUUGUUAAUUUAUAAUAAAAAGCACUAUUUUUUAAAUGAAA